AUGGCGGUGGUUGGUAUUUCUGGAUAUGCUGUAUAUGCUUUUGAUGUUUUAGUGGCCCAUCUUGAGGGCAGGGCCCCUGUGACUCUAGCUCAAUGCUUGGCAGCGGUCCCUGGGAGUCCUCCAUUGACUGGCAAGAGCCCUUUGUUUGUGACUUGGAACACAAUUGCCAAGGAUGGUGAUGCUUCGUUGAGAGGAUGUAUUGGCACAUUUCAAGAGGAAGAGCUGGAAUCAGGAGUAGCAAGUUAUUCACUGACAGCGGCACUGGAGGACCCUCGAUUCAGGCCCAUUCAAAAGAGAGAGCUCCCUCACUUGGAGUGUGGGGUAACGAUUCUCAAGAACUUCGAAUCAGCUGCCAAUCCAAUGGACUGGGAAAUAGGCGUUCAUGGCAUCAAAGGUGUGUUUACGCAUCGUGGCCGUCGAACAAGUGCCACAUUUCUUCCGGAUGUCGCUGUAGAACAGGGCUGGGAUAAAGAGACAACGCUAGUGUAUCUGGCUGACAAAGCCAAUGCACACCCUGACUCCACUAUCUCUCUCACUCGAUACCAAGGCGAGAAGUCUGCUAUCCGCUACGAAGAAUAUCUAGACAUCCUAAAGCAAAUAGAUGCUAGAGAGUAG
Molecule: messenger RNA, 615 nt
Organism: Sugiyamaella lignohabitans
Lineage: Eukaryota; Fungi; Ascomycota; Dipodascomycetes; Dipodascales; Trichomonascaceae
Exons: 1
Coding region: 1-615 (204 amino acids)
Source: RefSeq, a predicted model, not a curated record